UACUGUAAUUAUUCCACAUUGGCCCCCAAUAGCUUCAUCAUUGUUGCGCAGUAUUUUAUCAUCGUCGUACAGCUGUACAUGUUCGCGCCUAUCCCUCAGUACGGCCUGAUGUUUUAUUAAUAAUGUACACUAGAUUAAAGCCGCUACAAGGAACUGUUGAUUCUGGCACCCCUGUGGAUAAAAAGGUCCAAACACCUUUAACUGGACAGCAAGUGCAUUUGUUUUAAAAGCCAAAGUGAAGCAUGUAUUUUUUUUUAAUAAACAAUUACUUUUUCACAGCACAGAGCUGAGGAUGAGCCGAGGGCUCUCACAGCCUGAAGAAAGCAGCUGCUUUGUUGUCUGGAGGUGCAGUACAGAAACAAAACGACCUUGACUUUGUUUUUCCCUCAUCAUCUUUUUGUGCAAAGGUGUCAAAACAAAUUUAAAGUUCCUCGUCGCAGGAACAUUUUCCUGAUAAAUCUUUUACUUUCAGCUGGGCUCGCAGAAGAUUGCAGAAACCAGCAAGAGCAAAAGUUACAUUUUUUAAAAGCUUCCCAACAGAAAAAUUCCAGCAACUCAUUCAGGCCUCGCUCCGCAGCCGCUACUCCGAAAUGCAUGGAUGUGCACCGGCUUGACCUCCAGCUGGCCAGCAGGGAGGUGUGUGUGUGUGUGUGUGUGUGUGUGUGAAAGGAGCUAGUCUGCUAACUUUCACAAGCUCUUUUUUGCUUUUAUUGUCUAAAUAAAUAACAGCCGACACGUACCUUGGUCCAAAAAGACUUCACCGCACAACACUCAUGCCUCACUUCGAUAUACAGUAUGUGUGCUUUGUGCUAAUGUUAGCAAAACUGUUGGUGCCACAGUGGCUGUGUGCUUUGUGCUAAUGAGGUGUUAGCUAGCAGGCUGCAUGCAGGCGGACAGGAAAGGUAGCCGGUCCAGUUUUUUUGUCUUUCAUUUGUCAGAGCAUUUGUUUUCUUGAUUGCUGACUGGGAUUAGAUAAAUACACACUGCUUCCCACUGCUGCUCAAACAUGUAAUCAGAAUUGACUUGUGCACUUUUUCUUUUGCUGGUGUGUUUGCUUUAUAAAAACAAAACAACAAAGAAAAAGACAAAUGUGCAUGUUCGAAAUAAAAAUUUAAAUCAAACUUCAGUCAGUCAAUUUUAAGAGAUUUUCUUCAAAGUACAACAAAAAAAUGCCUCCAAAACAACUUGCAAAUCGUUGCUUUAAGUAACACUUUAAAUGACGGAUUCUAACUUGUAAUGGCGUAUUCUCACAGUGUGGUAUUAAUACUGUUAGUCCAGCUCUGCUCAUCGGAUCCGUUCAGCAGCGUUGUGUCUAUAAUCCCGGCCGACCUGUCGGAGACAUUGUGUACGACAUGUGCAACAAACACACACACACAGUGAGUGCAGCACACUCACUUUUCGGAGGACAGAGAGGGGUAAGAGGCACAAGGCUCCUCCCUGAGAGUUUGUGAAAACAUUCCAGCAAAGUGAGGGCAGUCAAAGAAUUGGAAACUCUCAGAGCGGCCUCCUGCUCUCUCUAUCCUCCUCACCUCUCGGCACAUGUAGUCGCACGGUGUGUGAAUCUCUCAGGACAGGUCUGCAGGGGGAACAGCCCAAGGAGGGGAAACCUGAAGAGUCCUCGACAAAACCCGGACGGACACAGAAACUCUGGUGUCCUGUUGAUCGGCUCACAAUGAAGCUGGUGUUGGUCCUCCUUGUUUCCACUGCCUGGACCUUCACUGGAGCCCAGUAUUACUACCAGGGCCUGAUGGAUUAUCUGGAGAACAGGUUGUUGGCUAUCGAGGACCGAAUGCAGUUAUGGCACGAUCAGUCCCACCGCUACCACACAGAGCUGCUGGAUUUCAAGAAGCUAACCGUCGAGGCCAUGGAGGGAAUAAAGAACGAGCACGGCCUGCUGUUCAAGGACCUCGAAGGAGCUGCGCUGCGGGUGGACCGGGUCGAGCGAGAGAUGGACUAUGUGGAGACCCAGACUUCCCCUCGGGCCUGCGCGAACAAGGCGGACAAGGUGGUGGAGCAGGGAGCCUGGGGGCUGCAGGAGAGCAGAGGGGAGGAAGAGGAGGAGGACGAAGACUGGGAGGAGCUGCACUCCAGAGUGUCUGACUGUGUGGAAAUCAUCUCUGGCAUCAGAUCAGUGAAGAUCCUGAAGAGAGUGGGGAGCCCCAAAGGCAUGUGGACCAGAGACCCGAGGUCGUCCAAGGUUUACAUCUUUAACGGGACGUCGGGAGACGUCGUCUACCAGUUCGACUCUGUCAGGGACUUCUCCCGCUCUCCUGGCGUCACCAGCAGCCGGCGACUCGCGCUUCCCUCCGAUUGGAUCGGUCCCGGCAGCGCGGUUUAUAACGGCUACUUGUACUACAUACAGCAGGAGGCUGAUACGGACGUGCAGGUGGUCAAAUACGACAUGCUGAGUGGCUCGGUGACGGAUGUCGCCAUGUUCCCCGUGGAGAGCCACGCUGCUGUGUACGGCCUCAACCCAGAAACCGUAGCGGACCUGGCAGCCGACGACGAGGGCCUCUGGCUCCUGUACGCCACCAGCGACAGCGAGCCAAACAUCUACCUCGCAAAGAUGGACCCUGCCACGCUUGAUAUAGAGCAAAUCUGGGACACGCGCUGCCCACGGGAGAACGCAGAGGCCGCUUUUAUCGUCUGUGGGACCGUCUACGUGGUUUACAACACCCGCCUGGCCAGCCGCUCCCGGGUCCAGUGCAUCUUUGACGUCAACGACAUGGUGAUCAGCGAGGAGGCCCCGCUGCUCUACUUUCCCAGGAGGUACGGAUCCCACGCCAGUCUGAAAUACAACCCCGAGGAGAGGCAGCUCUACGGCUGGGACGACGGUUACCAGAUCAUUUACAGACUGACCAUGAAGAGGAAACUCCUGGUCUGACAGCGGGGGAGCGGCGGUGUCGUGUUUUUCAAAAGGCACAGGAUGAAAAAUAGGAGCAGCGAAUUUGUUCCGAGAUACGCCAAAUUCUUUCCUGCAGUCGAUUUAACACAGAUCAGAUGUAACAUCACACAUUUCUAAGGAAAUCAAAGGGCUUUUGAACCGUUAGUCACUUAUUUCAUCCUCAUCUCAUGUGUGUAACAUAACAGAAAGCACACGAAAAUGCCACUCUGUUAAUUAGAGGCUGUCUAUGCGGUGUGUCUGUGUGUGUGUCCUCCUUUCAUUUGAUUUGACCGUUUGAUUCAAGCGAAAUCUAAUUUCCUUUUGCGCCUCGCUCUCCCUCUGCUUGUUAAGCCAGCGCCUGCGUUUGUCACUGCCAGUUUAAAAAAAAUAAACACACACACACAGUGACGAGUGCAUUUUGCAUAAGUCUUUUAAUCCAAGAAAACCAAAAUCAUGUCACAGAAACUGAUAAACACAUCACAUCCCAUGGGAGGAAGAAAAAAAAACCAAAACAACAAACUAUUUUCUCUGCUGUUGAUUUUCAGACUCAAUCAAACAAAAGAAGAAAAGACAGUUUGUGGUGUAAAGACUGUAAAUCUAUUCUCAGUUUACUUUUUUUUAUCACACACUGGGUCGAGUCGUGAUCACGAGUCUCCAUUAAUGAUCUAAAAGGAACUUGUGUAAUCAACUUUUUUGGUCUGAACUGAACGACUUGUUGAUAUCAAUCACCAGAACAAUUUUUUCAAACGUUUUUUUUUUUUUUUUUUCUAUUAGUACAAAUACAAAAAAAUGCUCAAUAGAAAAUUGGAAAUUCAGUGCUAUCGUAACAGUUGGAAGGGAUACAAGAUUCAUAUCAAGAAACAUUUACAAUAUUAGGCAAAGCUAAAGGAGGGCUUAGAGAAACAGUCCGUUAACUGAGGCGAUGGAUUUAACAGGUCUCCUCAACUAUGAAGGAACACACCACACUGUCAGAGAAACAUAUGACCAUCGUAAAGCACAUGAGGAGACAGAAAGGUUUUAUAUAUAUAUAUAUAUAUAUAUAUAUAUUUAUUUUUAUUUUCAACCACUUGAUUCAAAUCGUUACACUAAAUUAAGAAUUAAGAAGGAGGAAUUUCACCAUCGAAACAACUGUGUGAAUCUCAAACGGUCUCAGGUUGACGGUGCCGAUGCUGUGAUGGAUUUACGUCACGCGCUGACUCAUCCUCUCUAUAACAAGGCCCAAUUAGAGAAAUGCCGCCGCUCUGUAGACGCUGACCUGUCCACCCGUCAGCUGCCCCCGCGCCGUCGCCUCAGAAACCUCGCGUGCACACCGAGGCACUAAACAGCUCGCCACUCAAGGCGGAAAUGCCGAAAACAGAUCUGGCGUGGGGUGGUCUGCUGAAUGCAUCUGUUCCCUCCCGCCGAUUUUCUCCCAGACAUUUUCACAAACUCUGUGAUAUAUGGAGUCUAACCGAGGGCAGCCCGAGCCAAAAGUAUUACUCGCCCUCUCCGUCCGCUGAGCGAGGCACCGGCAGUCUAGACGAGCCGAAGCCGCUGCCAAGAACAUUUUCACGUAUCAGAUUAAAGAUGCUGCGGGGCUGCUGUUGAGAUAACAGGGACGCUAUUCAAUAAAUGGCUCUCAUAUCGAAAAGAAAUUAUCUGUACAAGCCUUACGAGUAUAAUCUGUGCAUGUCUGCUGGCGGGUUUCUCCUGCCUCAUAUCACUCUGGCUCUCCAGAUGAACAUUUCCUGGCCACAAACGCUCCGAUGGUAUCUGCGCUCGCCAAUUACAGAACACCAAAUCUACUACAACUAGAAGGCUAACCUGAAACUUGAAGAAACCAAAUUAUAAUGUUUAAUGCAGAGAUGUACGGAGCCUCGACUGCUGAUAUUUUUAAAUCAGAACUUUGAGAAUGUUUGUGCAGCAAAAGGGUUUUAAAACUGUUUGCCACAAUGUCGUGAUAGCCUUUGUAUAAAUAUUAUUUUAUAUAUAUGCUAUAUUUUCAUUGUUUAAAACCAGUUGAUUGAAACCAGUAACCUGACUAUCAACAUAACAUAGAAACAAUAAAAAUCUAAAUAACAAAGCUGGCUCUCGCAGGUGAUGAGAAAGUGGAAUCAAAACAAAUUCAGCAAGUAAAUCAUGACAUGCGUGAAGCAUCAGAUCUGUGAUGACGAGACUGUUUAAUUCCUUAAAUAAAAGUAUGAAAUAAACACAUAAAUUCCAUAUUUCCAUUGCAUUUUCUACGUAGUUAUAUAUCAUUCGAGGUUCGACUAACACUCUCUCCUCAUGUAAUUUAGGGGAAUAAGAGCCUCCAGCUGUUUAUCUUGACCAAUUCUAUCAACCGUGUUAACGGAUAAAAAUGUAUAUAAUAAAUUCUGGCUCGCAACUGUGACCUAGAAACAAGCGUUUCUUGUUUGCCAGUUUAUGUGCAGCUCAGUCUUCCACCUGUUACAGUCCAGUGCUCUGAACAGAAGACCUGGAUGCUGACAUUUUUAGGGUUUGUGCACUGUGCGACAAAACAAAGAACUGCUCUUCAAACUGAUCUCCUCUUGUCUCUAUUAAACAAACAUCUGCUUAUGAA
This is a messenger RNA of Acanthopagrus latus (yellowfin seabream), 5444 nucleotides long. It is a transcript of the gene olfml3a, whose product is annotated as olfactomedin-like 3a. The transcript is spliced from 3 exons. Gene Ontology annotation, biological process: signal transduction. The coding region runs from base 1673 to 2884 and encodes 403 amino acids. The record is from RefSeq and is a predicted model, not a curated record. NCBI's taxonomy places the organism in Eukaryota, Metazoa, Chordata, Actinopteri, Spariformes, Sparidae.